This is a messenger RNA of Drechmeria coniospora, 2706 nucleotides long. RefSeq lists its product as uncharacterized. Gene Ontology annotation, molecular function: tripeptidyl-peptidase activity; serine-type endopeptidase activity. The transcript is spliced from 3 exons. Gene Ontology annotation, cellular component: membrane; cell wall; cytosol. The record is from RefSeq and is a predicted model, not a curated record. Lineage: Eukaryota; Fungi; Ascomycota; Sordariomycetes; Hypocreales; Ophiocordycipitaceae. Bases 1 to 2706 code for a protein of 901 amino acids. Gene Ontology annotation, biological process: proteolysis.
AUGGUUAGCCCGGCACUGCUCGCGUCGCUCGCCGCCGCCGCCUUGACCGUCCUCGCCGACAAGUCUCCGGCCGAUCCCAUCGUGCCCUGCGCCUACAUCUUCGAGGUCGAGCACGGCUCCGAUGCCACGGCGCUCGAGGAGGCGGCCGCCGAGCUCGGAACCUUGCGGAUCCGCUACGGCUACGAAGAUCUCAACGGCUUCUCCAUCCGCCUGCACCCCGCCGAGGACUGCGAGGCCGUGGCCGCCUCACUCGCCGAGCGGCACUCCAUCGUCCGCACCUACUAUCCCGUCCACCUGCACCAGAGGCCUGACUCGAGCGUCGAAUGGACCGCCGUGGACCCCGACAUGUCCCACGGGGCGGCCAAGCACAAACGUUCCCUUGCCAACCAGACCUUCACCGCCUUCCCGCCGCACGUCAUGACCCAGGUGGACAAGCUUCGGGCCCUCGGCUUCACCGGCAAGGGUGUAAAGAUCGCCGUCCUCGAUUCGGGCGUCGACUAUACGCACCCGGCCCUCGGCGGCUGCUUCGGCCCCGGUUGUCAUGUGGCUUUCGGUCAUGACCACGUCGGCGACGGCUACGACGGUACCAACACGCCUGUCCCUGACGAGGACCCGAGAGAUACUUGCAACGGCCAUGGCACUCAUGCGGCCGGCAUCAUCGCCGCCCUGCCGAACGAGUUUGGCUUCAGCGGCAUCGCCCCGGACGCUACUCUGGGCGCCUACCGCAUCCACGGCUGCCACGGUCCUCUCGAGACCGACAUUCUCGUCGACGCUCUUCAUCGAGCCCGAAAGGAUGGCGCCAACAUCAUCAGCCUCUCCAUCGGUGGCUUGAGCGGCUGGUCUGCCGAUCCCUGGUCCGUUUCCGUCCAGCGCAUCGUCGAGAGAGGCGUCCCUUGCGUCGUCUCGGCCGGCAACGGCGGCUCCUAUGGCCUUUUCGCCGCUCUGUCGCCGUCGGCGGCCAAGGGUUCGACCUCGGUUGCCUCGUUCGACACCACCGAGACGACGUCGAUCCUCGUCAAGGCAAAUUAUACCGUCGAUGCUGGCGAGGGCAUCACCGCCUUCGGCUAUUCUCCCGGGAAUCCGAGGGCAUGGGAUGCCGUGACUCUCCCGCUGUACAUCUACCCUGACGCCAUCAAUGCUACUUGCGGCAAGCUGCCUCAAGAUGCCCCCAACCUAGCCGACAGCGUGCUCCUCCUCCACCUUGACAACCAUUGUGACUUCGACAAGCAGCUUGAGGAAGCGGCGGCCAAGGGGGCUAGGUACGUGUUGGCAUUCGGCGACAGGCCCGGCGCCGCCACUUUAAGCCUGGAUACCACCAAUGGCAUCCUCGCCGCCGGCAUGGUGACCAAGGAGACGGCCAUUGCCUGGUCCGAGGCUGUCGACCGCGGCGACAAGGUGACGCUGCACAUGGCGAGCCCGACCCUAUCCGAUACCUACUUGCGGCACGACGUCAAUAACGCCACUGGCCGCCGAGUUAGCGUCUUUUCUUCAUGGGGUCCGACUUUAGACAUGGACAUGAAGCCUCAAGUCGGAGGCCCCGGUACCAGAAUCCUCUCUACCUACCCUUUGCCCUUGGGUGGCUAUGCCAUAAAGUCCGGAACGUCAAUGUCCUGCCCCGUCGUGGCAGGUAUCAUUGCCCUCGUCGGCCAGGUCCGCAAUAAUACCUUUGAUCCGGAACUGAUCAAUAGCCUGCUGUCUUCUACGGCCAAGCCCCAACCCUUUCAUGAUGGCGACAAGGACUACGACUAUUAUGCUCCGGUGGCGCAGCAAGGUGGUGGUCUUGUCCAAGCCUACGACGCGGCCUUUGCGACGACCUUGGUUAAGCCCUACGCCUUGUCCUUCAACGAUACCGAUCACUUCCUUCAAACCCCCAACGUUACCAUCAGCAACAUGGGGCCCCGCGAGGUUACCUACAAGCUCUCGAACGUGCCGGCCAUUACCAUGUACACCAUGGACCAGGCAUGUAUUUUUGCCGGCAAGUUCCCCAACGAAGCAGUGCGCGCGCCGGCAACCAUUGCCUUUGGCUCCGAUUCCAUUACGUUGCGUCCGAACAGUUCGACUUCCUUUGAAGUGCCGCUUACCCCUCCCGACGGCCUGGAUCCAAAGCGUCUUCCCCUUUGGUCAGGCUGGAUUCGUAUUGAUGGUGAUGAUGGUACCAAUCUAUCGAUACCUUACCAAGGCCUAACCGGCUCACUCCGUGGCACGACGCAGUUGAAGCCCAACGGUGCUUGGAUCGCACGCUCCAACGACACCAGCCACGCUGCCCUUCCGGCGAACGAAACCUUGACCAUGCCGCGACAAGACGGCAAGAAAAAUGGCACCUCAGGGGUGAUUCUGCCUGCCAUCACGGCCAAUCUAACUCUUGGGUCCUCUCUCUUGACGGCCCACCUUGUACCCAUGUCGAGCCUGCCCACGAACCUGACGAGGGAGGACCACUGGGGAUACAAGACAGUCGGCCAACCUUUUGGCUUCCCAAAGGAAAACAAUUGGCUCGGUCCUAAUUCGCACGAUUGGAACGGUAAGCUCGCCUCGGGAGAGUAUGCGCCUGCGGGCAAAUAUUUCCUCGUCCUCGGCGCACUACGGAUCUUUGGCGAUGCGGCAAAGAGAUCCGACUGGGACGUUGCCGAGACACCACCAUUCCACAUCCAAUAUUAUCAUAGACGCAAGCAACGACGAUGCGGAGUCGAUAUUGGGACAGGAUUCUGA